UAAUCUUUUUAGCAUCCAUUCAUUCCAUCAACACUCCGUGUGUAGUCUGGAUACAAUGCGUGUCCCUUUUUUCGAGACCCACUCCUUGGCACAAUAAGUUUUGCAUGAUUUUUCUUCAAUGUUUCUUUUUUUUUUUCUUCUAACGCUCCUACUUUUUUUUCCUUUUUCAUGUUUUCCAGUGUGUAAGAACUCUGCCGAUAGGAUGUGUCAAUUACACAAUUCCCUAAUUUGUUUCUCAUUCCUUUAUAGCUAAUAAUUAUCUUUGCUCUGGUUUUACCUGAUUUCGAUUUCAGUUCCAUUAGUAUUUGUAUUUUAGGAACCCCAUUUAGGAACCGUCAUUCGUUCUCAUUCCUCUAUAGCUAACAAUUACCUCGUUCUAAUCUUACAUCAUUCUGAUUCCGGUUCCAUUAGUUUAUUUCAAGAACCCCAUUUCCGGCAUCUCCCUCAUUCAUCUGCAGUCGCCGGGCACGUCACGGCGGCGCUGACCACCUCCUGCCGCAGUGAAAGUUCCCUUUGGCGUGAUGAUGGUGAUUCUUGCGGCGAUAACGGCGAAGUGCAGCGGCGCCCAAAACCCCUACAGCUACCCACCGAUGCCGUACGAAUUCCGCUACGGUGUUCAGGACAAGUACAAGGGCAACGACUUCGGUCACGAGGAACAAAGCAACGGCAACUCGGUGACGGGGCGCUACUACGUGCUGUUGCCUGACGGGCGGCGGCAGGUCGUCUCCUACACGGCGGACCACCAGCGGGGCUACAUCGCCACCAUCACCUACGAGAAUCCGGGUGGCAGCACACACGCAUCCGGCGGGAACAGAUACGGGUAACUCUGUUUGGUGUGUCGUCUGACUUUGACUGACUGGCCUUUGUAUUUAUGUAUUUUAGGAAUUUUUUUUUACCAAGGGAGUGUUGACUAGUCCAUUUUUUGUUUUGUUUUUUACGUGUGAAGUCAGUUUAGGGGAGCGUAAGAAAGGCGCUGCAGGUGGCGUCAUUUAGGAAAACAUUAUUGUAUUGCUUCAGGAAUUUUUAUUCCAUUUGUUGUCAAAUUUUCAGCUUCACUGAGGUGAAGAGCUGACGUGAUGUAAGUGCGGGCCAUGAUGAAGGUGCCGCCCCUGCACACUCGUACGUGUUUGUUUUAACUGUAGUCUGAUGAAUCAGUUGAGCCCAUUAAUUACUUCAUGAGUAAAUUAAAGGUCAUUAAAAUUAUUUUUUGCUUAAAAUGCUAAUUGAAGUUUAUUCAAAGUUUGGUAAUAUUGCUUCGUUUCAAUGUUGGUUGUUCGUGUUCCUGGUGGUAGCGACGCCUUCCUGCUUGUUGGACUCUGCAAGGUUGGCAGCGGCAUACCAUGCAAUGUUGUGGCCAGUGUGAGGGUUCCUUAUAUGCACUGAGUUUUUAUUCGGCAUCAUAUUACUUUAAACUACUAAAUAUUGCUAAUUACUAGAAAGUUAUUUAGUAAGUCAACUUGGACCUGAGAUGUGCUUCAAGGAGUUCGGACUGUCAGUUGUGUGGUCUUAGCGGCAAGAGUGUUUGUUGCUGCCACAAGAAUAUGGAUGCUCACCUCGUCAUUUUGUUGUUGUUAACUUGUUUCAAGGAUGAGAAAUAUGUCUUAUAGGCCAUCACUUGCAAACAGAAACUGAUAAAUACUAAAAAAAAAAAAAAAAAACCCUCAUGAGACACUUUAAUGAGAGCAGUGAAUUUUGCUUUAUUUUAUGUUUCCAAAUAUAUAUAUAUAUAUAUAUAUAUAUAUAUAUAUAUAUAUAUAUAUAUAUAUAUAUAUAUAUAUAUAUAUAUAUAUAUAUAUAUAUAUAUAUAUGUAAGAGGGGAAAACUUUUAUACGGUCAGUCCGCUUGGGUGCAAUUGUUGCAUGGUGCAAAUCUAGUAAUCUAGUCCCUUUAAUGAUCGAGACGGAGGCUCAUCGCGGAGAAAAAUAAUGUAACUAUGAAUGGAAGUCAGUCAACCUGUCCACUGUUUAUACAUGAUGUAAGAUACCUAGUCAUUUGUUGUAAAUAAUUAAAAUAAGUUGCGUUUUGCUUUUCGCUGUUUAAGCAAAAACAUGUUCGUGACGAAGCCAGAACUAUGUAGUGAUGAUGUGAUGUCUACAGGACAGGAUAUUGAGUUGUCCGAAUAGAUAAAUACAUCUAAAA
This is a messenger RNA of Eriocheir sinensis (Chinese mitten crab), 2139 nucleotides long. RefSeq names its product pro-resilin-like. The record is from RefSeq and is a predicted model, not a curated record. The transcript is spliced from 3 exons. Gene Ontology annotation, cellular component: extracellular matrix. NCBI's taxonomy places the organism in Eukaryota, Metazoa, Arthropoda, Malacostraca, Decapoda, Varunidae. The coding region runs from base 522 to 824 and encodes 100 amino acids.